UUGAUUCAGAGGAGACGCUCGUGGCUCUGCGGCUCGUGGCUGCGGACACAGACUGUGGUGAGAUGGGUCCAGAGUUGUUGCUGGACUCCAGUAUUCGUCUGUGGGUGGUUCUGCCCAUCGUCUUCAUCACCUUCCUCUCAGGUGUGCUCCGACACCAUGCGUCGACCCUCCUGCAGCGGGACAAGGAGGCGGGGCAGGAGGCCAUCUCUGACAGUCAGGUUUUAUUAAGGAGCCGAAUUCUCCGAGAAAAUGGGAAGUACCUGCCCCGACAGUCGUUCAUGAUGAGGAAACACUACUUCAACAACGCAGAGACGGGAUUCUUCAAAAAGACCAAGAGGAAGGUCAUCCCCAAGAAUCCGCUCACAGACAGUGGGAUGGUGUUGGACAUGAUGAAGGGGAACCUCACUAACGUCCUGCCCAUGAUCCUGAUCGGAGGCUGGAUCAACUGGGCCUUCUCCGGUUUCCUCACCACUAAAGUUCCGUUCCCGCUCACUCUGAGGUUCAAGCCGAUGUUACAGAGAGGAGUCGACCUCAUCUCACUGGACGCCUCCUGGGUGAGCUCCGCCUCCUGGUACUUCCUCAACGUGUUUGGGCUCCGCAGGAUGUACGGCCUGGUCCUGGGCCACGACAACUAUGUGGACCAGACCCAGAUCCUCCAGGACCAGAUGACCGGGUCGGCCAUGAGCAUGCCCCCAGACCCCAACAAGGCCUUCAAGAGUGAGUGGGAGGCUCUGCAGGUCGUCGAACACAGAUGGGCUUUAGAGAAUGUGGAGGACGAACUGAUGGCCCACAACCUGGACCUGAGCUUCAACUGAGGACAGAAGGAGGACAGAAGGAGGACAGAAGGAGGACAGAAGGAGGACAGCAGGAGGACAGCAGGAGGACAGCAGGAGGACAGCAGGAGUACACCUGGAUCACACCAGGAUCACACCGGGACUACACCUGAGGACCUGAUGCCGCCUUAAAGCCACAGAGAUCCAGUUUUUGUUGUAAAGACUUUGUUAAAUUAUGAAACGAUCUGAACAGUGAGUCAUUUCGUGCCAAACUUUCAGAGACGAGUUGUAAAAGUUUGUUGAUGCCAAAUAAAUGUUAACGUUUGUUCAGCCACGUUUAGAGUCGAAAUAAAAGUUAAUUUCAGUCAUGAGCCUUGUCCUGAACAGACGUCUGAGAACUGAAAACUGAAACUUAUUUUAAGUAGUUUUCUUCAUAACUCGUGUCAAAUGUAUCAAAGGAGCAUUUAUUAUUAUUAUUAUUAUUAUUAUUAUUAUUAUUAUUAUUAUUAUUAUCAUCAUCAUCUACCCCUUCCUAUUGAACAGAUCAUUCUUGCACAAACCUCCAGAGCCUUUUACACAGUCGGUCCAAGUGUCUUGUCGUUGUCCUAUAGCGCCCCCAGUGGGCAGUAGUACAAACAGCACAUGCUCUGACCUGCAGAGCCACACAAACAUGCUCAGAGUCUGUUCACUCACAUUUACUCAACUACAACUAUAUUUCGAACAUGAUACUGAGGCUCAGUGUUCGUUGUGUGUAUUUCUUUGCAAUAGUGGGAGAUUUUUUGCCAUAAAAUAAGGCCUCAAAUCCUACGAAAAGUACUUGUUACCUUCCAGUCCAGUUAAAAAAUGUAGUGGAGCAAAAAAUACAAAUACUGCUCUCAAAUAUAGUGAAGUAAAAGUAAAAAGUAUCCACUGUAAAAUGUAGUUAAGCACAUUACCAAUACCUAAAAAUUCGACUUAAGUGCAGUACUUUACUAUUACUCGGUUACAAGUUUGACUUUCUGCACUGCUCCUUCGGAUAUAAGUUAUAAGUUUAUGUGUUUUCUGAUCCAUCCUAAACAUGUAUUUUAUUAAACAUGUAUUUUAUUGUUUAUAAUAUUGUGUAUAUUGUAUUU
This is a messenger RNA of Periophthalmus magnuspinnatus, 1885 nucleotides long. RefSeq names its product ER membrane protein complex subunit 3-like. Gene Ontology annotation, biological process: protein folding in endoplasmic reticulum. Lineage: Eukaryota; Metazoa; Chordata; Actinopteri; Gobiiformes; Gobiidae. The transcript has 9 exons. The record is from RefSeq and is a predicted model, not a curated record. Gene Ontology annotation, cellular component: membrane; EMC complex. The coding region runs from base 63 to 815 and encodes 250 amino acids.